This is a messenger RNA of Diatraea saccharalis (sugarcane borer), 327 nucleotides long. The record is from the annotation of a GenBank genome assembly. NCBI's taxonomy places the organism in Eukaryota, Metazoa, Arthropoda, Insecta, Lepidoptera, Crambidae.
AUGUUGUUCUGCCCAACAUGUGCAAAUAUAUUGAUGGUAGAAGAGGCUCCGGAAUCUGGACUAAGAUAUGCUUGCAACACGUGCCCUUAUGUGUUCAAUAUUAGGAAGAAGGUGUCAUCCCGCACUUUUCCGAAAUUAAAGGAACUCGACUAUAUUAUGGGUGGGGCAGCCGCAUGGGAGAACGUAGACUCGACUGAUGCUGUAUGCCCUAAAUGUGGACAUGGUAGAGCAUACUUCAUGCAGUUACAAACUCGUUCAGCUGAUGAGCCAAUGACUACUUUUUAUAGGUGUUGUAACCACACAUGCGCACACAACUGGAGGGACUAA